This is a messenger RNA of Engraulis encrasicolus (European anchovy), 654 nucleotides long. Its product is annotated as prostate-associated microseminoprotein-like. NCBI's taxonomy places the organism in Eukaryota, Metazoa, Chordata, Actinopteri, Clupeiformes, Engraulidae. The record is from RefSeq and is a predicted model, not a curated record. The coding region runs from base 72 to 446 and encodes 124 amino acids. The transcript has 5 exons.
UAAAAACUCCUCUUCCAAAUUCCCAGCCAGUCACAAGAGACAGAAAGACAAGUAAAGCUCAGUCUGCAAAUAUGCGUUGUCUAGUCCUUGCCCUCCUCCUGUGCUCUCUGGCAGCAUUCGCCAAUGCGGCCUGCUAUCAGACAAUGAAGAAACCAUCAAUUGUAAAGGGCAACAAUGGACAGCUACUCAUCAAAGAUCCAGCCCAGGACCCGUGCCAAGAUGACACAGAUAAGGACUGGCAUGAGGUGGGCUCCUCGUGGACCAACAGCCAGUGCAUGGAGUGCUCCUGUGGAACCGGUGGGAUGGGCUGCUGUGACCGUAUGGGAAGGCCCUUUGGAUUCCCUGAGGAUUGUGAGGUGCUAUACGACUGGAAACAGUGCAAUUAUGAAGUGGUGAAGAAGAACGAUCACAGCGUGUACUGUCCCCACGGAGCUGUUGGCAAAUGAGCUUAUUAUUAUGUGAAGAGUGAAGAGUGAAGUGCACGCCGGACAUGGAGCAACACCUUUUGCUAUUCUCUGAAAUGUAAAAUAAAUAAAUAAAUACAUAAAUAAAUAAACAAAUAAUAGAUGAAUAAAUGUUUUUUGUGAGUGAACAAGAAUUUUAAGCGGUUAUAUACGUUGUUAACAGGUCAUUAAACAUUGUGUCGAAGUGAAA